This is a messenger RNA of Brassicogethes aeneus, 1928 nucleotides long. Lineage: Eukaryota; Metazoa; Arthropoda; Insecta; Coleoptera; Nitidulidae. The record is from the annotation of a GenBank genome assembly.
AUAACGCUGAUUUUAGAGUGGUUUACUCCUCGCUUCUUCCAGUGCAAAAAUAACAUAAUUUUCUUAAGAUAACGUUUAAAACUCAGCACGAGUUAAAGUGCAUCGAUGUUGAUAAGUAUUUCAGUCAGUUUUAAUUAUUAUUUGGAGCUCAUCAGAGACGCCCGUCAGUCAAAAUGUUCCACAUUGUAUAGAUUGAUGCGGUUAUCAAUAUAAAACGACACAAGUCGUCUUCCUGUUUGACAAUUAGAUAUUGUAAUUAGAACGUUAUUUUGUGCUUUGCCAGUGGCUUGUUUGUUGUUUUUCAACUAUGUUGCGAUUAAAAAAUCAGUUGCCAUGGACGGCAGUCCUAAGCCUACUUCUAUGCAUUGGAGACCUGGAAGCGCUGACCUUCCAAAGGGCAACUUCAGACCCGACAAAAUGUUCCUAUGGAGAAAGAGGAUCGUUAACAGCGACUUGCGUCAACGCAAACCCAAGUUAUUUUAAAGCCACCCAGUACAGAUUCGAUCAGCUCGACGAGACGUUACGCUGCUUGAACUGCACUCUAACCACAUUGGAAUCGGGUACCUUCGAUUUGUCUGGAAACCAGAUCAAAUUUUUGGACUUAAGGAACAGCUCCGUUCAAAGCGUGAAACCAAAAGCGUUCGUGGGGCUUAUCUUCAUGGAACAUUUAAGUCUCGGUAACAACGAGAUAUCGAAUAUUUUUCCCGGCUCAUUUUCUGGUGUGAAAAAAAUCAAAACUCUGGACUUGGAUAACAACAAAAUCAACAGUUUGUCGGAUGGCGGUUUCACUGAACUGAUUAAUCUCGAGAAGCUCCAACUUCAAAACAACCAAAUUGCUUUCAUGCCCACAAAAGCCUUCACGGGGCUCAACAACUUAGUGGAACUUAACUUGCAAAACAAUAGAAUAUCCAACGUGAGUGCGUUCAGUGCCAACUUGACCAACCUAAAGGUCCUAAACCUUAGAGAAAACCUGAUCACUUCGUUGAUGGGUCAGGAAUUCUACAACUUAACUUCGUUGAGGCUGUUAGACCUGGCUUGGAAUAAAAUAACCAUCCCGUCUAUAAGUAUUAACCCAGAACCUUCUGGAAACUCUUUAGUCAACCUUGAUUUAUCCCACAAUCAAAUCAACAAAUUGAAUCCUGAUAUUUUCGGAACCUUGCAAAACUUGGAAAAUUUGGAUUUGUCUUUUAAUAAUAUUGCUGAAGUGCCGCAAAAAACCUUGCAAAGCUUGCACAACCUGAGAAACCUAAACAUAUCAUCGAACAAGCUGACUGUAUUCCAGACCGGGUUGUACUCCGGUUUACCGCAGUUAAGAGUAUUAAAUUUCUCUCACAACGCAUUGGAAGACGUGGAAAUCACGGGCGUAUUCACCUUGCAUUCACUGCACGCUCUGGAUUUAUCCUACAAUAACUUGAACGAUUUGGACUACAUUGCGCUGAUCUCUAGAUUACCUCGUUUAAACUACUUGCAACUGCAAAACAACGUUUUACCUUGCGAUUUGGAGAAAGAAAUGGAGAUAUUUUUCUCGGAAGAUAACUUUAAGUACGUUUUGUAUGGCGAUAACCCUGGUGACGUAAAAUGCGUUAACGUCGAGGUAAAAAAGAGGACGUUCAAAGAAGUGGCCGACAGUUUGGUGAGGGAAGCGUCGAACGGAGGGAGUAGGACGGCGGAGAUUUGGAUCUUCGUCUUGAUUUCCAUCAUGAUGAUUUUGAUCGGAACUUUGUUCUUUAUGGAAUACAGAACGUUUCAAGCGCUGAGGUACAAAUCGGGCGAUGGCAGAUCGAUGUCAAGAGUUAAUUUAGUAGUAACCGAUUCGGAAAACAUCCCCGACAACGAUUUCUUGAAGGAAUAAUUAAUUAAUUUAAUACAUUGUAUUAUAAGUUUUUAUACGAUAGCAUUUUAUUGAUGAAUAAAGUUUAUUUUUAAGU